Messenger RNA from Lathyrus sativus (Indian pea), 1098 nucleotides. The record is from the annotation of a GenBank genome assembly. NCBI's taxonomy places the organism in Eukaryota, Viridiplantae, Streptophyta, Magnoliopsida, Fabales, Fabaceae.
AUGUCUCAAGAAAAAUUGGUACAAGAAGUCGUGGAUGCACUUCUUGAUAAUGGAAUCCGCGGACAACCGAUGAGGGAUAGUCAUAAGAAAGUUUACAAAUCGUUUUCCGAUAUAAUUUCGGGCAAAGAGGGAAGAUUUCGAGAGACUCUUCUUGGAAAACGAGUUGAUUAUUCGGGGCGUUCUGUUAUUGUCGUAGGUCCAUUACUUUCAUUACAUCGAUGUGGAUUGCCCCCCGAAAUAGCAAUAGAGCUAUUUCAGACAUUUCUAAUUCGUGGUUUAAUUCGAAACCAUAUUGCUUCGAACAUAGGAGUUGCUAAGAGUCAAAUCCGGGAAAAAGAACCAAUUGUAUGGGAAAUACUUCACGAAGUUAUGCGGGGACAUCCAGUAUUGCUGAAUAGAGCGCCUACUUUGCAUAGAUUGGGCAUACAGGCAUUUCAACCCAUUUUAGUAGAAGGACGUGCUAUUUGUUUACAUCCAUUGGUGUGUAAGGGAUUCAACGCAGACUUUGAUGGGGAUCAAAUGGCUGUUCAUGUGCCUUUAUCUUUGGAGGCUCAAGCAGAAGCUCAUUUACUUAUGUUUUCUACUACGAAUCUCUUGUCUCCGACUAUUGGGGAUCCUAUUUCUGUACCAACUCAAGAUAUGCUUAUUGGACUUUAUGUAUUAACUAGCGGAAAUCGUCGAGGUAUUUGUGCAAACAGGUAUAAUUGGUUUAAUUGCAGAAAUUCUCAAAAUGAAAAAAUGAGCAAUAAUAACUUUAAGAACUUGAAGUAUAUGAAAAAAAAAGAACCCUGUUUUUGCAAUUCCUAUGAUGCAAUUGGAGCUUAUAGACAGAAAAGAAUAAAUUUGGAUAGUCCUUUUUGGCUCCGGUGGCAAAUACAUCAAUGCAUUAUGUCUUCAAGAGAAGUUCCUAUCGAAGUUCACUAUGAAUCUUUUGGUACCUAUUAUGAGAUUUAUGAGGAUUAUUUAGUAAUAAGAAGUAUAAAAAAAGAAAUUCGUUGUAUAUACAUUCGAACCACUAUUGGUCAUAUUUCUUUUUAUCGAGAAAUCGAAGAAGCUAUACAAGGUUUUUCUCGAGCCGAUUCAUCAUAUAGUAUCUAA